AUGAAUACCACUGAUUCAUUUGCUAGUAAUCGUGCACCACCAACCCUGUCUGCUUCACCACCACCAGACUGUGCUUUAACAGUGACUCAAUCUCAAUUAGUCUCAAUCUCACUGAAGCCUGUACCACAGAACUCAUCUCCAGAUAGCCCUGCUGGGUUGGCUGCCUAUUGCUCAACAAUCACAGGCGCUGACCCUUCGAGCCUGUCUAUUCCAGAAUUCCCCCGUUGGCAAGCUCAUGCCAAGAACUUGUCUCUCCCCACAUUAACACCCUCUGAUUUUCAACAAAAGCAUGUUGCCCUCCAUCUAUCACAGGCCUGUCUCUGGGGAGACUCUGCAACCAAGCAUGUAGAGGCCAGUGACAUGUCUUUCCUUGGCCCUAUGAUUUUGGAGAAGAAAGAAAAGGAUCAGGGACGAUUUCCAAAUCAAAUGUGGUCAGAAUAUGAACUGACGUCUUCAAAGAAUUCACUGCAGCCAUGUGCUGAUGAGCAGUACACCAAAGCCCCCCAAACUGGCUGGAACACUGAAGGCAAACCAGAACAGCUCCCCAUUUCUCAACAUCUAUUAUAUAUCAAACUUUUGGGGGAAAACUUCCUGCAGAAUUAUAGCCAGCUGUUCUGGGGUCUCCCCUCUCUGCACAGUGAGUCCUUAGUGGCUACUCUCCUUGUCUCUGGUAGUUAUUCCCCGCUAGAUUGUCCCUUUGUCUUAUUCAAUGGAAUCUGUAAGACUCCCACAGUCCAAAUGAAGGAUAAAGUAUCCUCACCACUUCCCAAGACCCAACCCCUUCCCCUUCCCAAUGUAGAACUCCUACCCUUACCUCCAACCCAGGCCCAACUACAGCCCCUACAUCUCACUCAGGUUCAGCCCCAGGUCCACCUCCAAUCCCCAAUCCCAAUCCUGCCAUCAUAUUCUCCACCCCAGAUUAGGUCCUGUGGAGUGUCUUUCCACAGGGCACUGAAUGAUGUACAGUCUCUCAUUCCAACUGCAAUUCCUCAUCUGGAAUGGCACUUGUUGCAGAAACAACAGGAAAAUUUGUGGGAUUUAGCCCCUGUGCUCCAGCAAUCUCAAGAAACCUUUUGCCUUUCAGCUGCCAACAUUCCACUGUCCUGUCAGUCCUCUGAGGUCUAUGUUCCAACAUCCAUCCUUCCUCAGCCUUUUCCUAGGAGUAGAAAACCCCAGGAAGAACUGGAGUUCAAUGUUCCAAAGAGGUUAAUCCCAAACAAGUCCCUCCUGGCUUCUAGGAGUCAACAGUCCCUAGAAAUGCAGCCUCAGUGCAAAUUAACAGAAAAAUCUCAGCAGAAAUGCAGCCGUGAGCUCCCACAAUUCUCUGAGUUUCUGGGCCAGAGCAGUAGCAACCUAGCAAAGAUUGAAUUGAGUCAACGAGGAAGUUUCCAUGAGGAGGUCUCAUCCAAGUGUCAUCUAAGGAAAGACAUGGGGAAGAAUCUUGGGCACAGUCUGAGGGAGGGCCCCAAAGACAACUCAUCACAAUUCUCAGAAAAGUACAUAGUGAAGGGUCCGGGUGCAGCCUUUGAGAAGGAGACAGUAAGUGACUGCAUAAGCCACUCAAGGAAGGACUCAGGAAAUGAAUUAUUAACUGUCUCAAGGGAUUACAUAGAUGAGAAUAAAAGGAAGAGCAUCCUACAGUGUCAUUUGUGGAAGAAGUUUUGGCAGAUCACUGAGGAUAGAAUCCCUUUAGCUGUGUGUCGUUCAUGGCUUGCUGACAUCAAUACAUCACCUCCUCCUGAGUGUUCUCAUAUCAAUAUGGAAGACAGAAAUUUGGAUCCAUUGGUUGCGGGUGACUACCACCCAACUACCACUCUGCAGCUUUCUUUCCUUGACCUUAACACCCAAGAGGUGCUAGAAGACCAUCUUUUAAGAUUUCAAUUGAGUCAGAGGUGGGGACUGCCCCUCAAGGUUCUAGAAUCCGUAAAAUUCUAUGCAUUGAGAAAAGCCCAACCAUGGGCACUUCCUCAAAUCAACUUUCCUUCCUCAGCCACUCUAAUUUCUGGGGUCAACUCCAAAGCCAAGAUUUCCAAGACCUUUAGAAGACACACUCAAGCUUUUCAAGGAGAUGAGGUGCUAACAACAAUUUCAGUCCCCAUCCUGGAUCAUUCUCUCCCUGCUACCUCAUCUGUGGGCAUGAAAGGACAGGGUGCCAAGAGACAAUCACCCUCUGAUAUUGAUCAUGAACUUGUAGAGGACUUCCAGACAGCUGAGGAUGGUAGACAGAUGUUUCUGCCCUUCACGUAUAGCACCGUAGACAACAUGUGUCAGAGUGAGACUGUAACAGCCAAAAGACACAGUCCAGAGUUGCUUGCCAGUCAAGACAGGGCUGGAUAUCAGCCAAGGGACCAGCCAGUAAGUUCCAGUAAUAGAGUAGAAAUGCUUCAGGACAAAAGGAUGUUGGACAUAAAGUUAAAACAUUUUCUCUGGGCCAAUGUGUCUAGGGAGAUAUUUAAGGCUAGGGAGCUCUGUGCUCUGGAAUCACAAUCUAGUAACAUCUGGACAACCAGUGAGCUGGGAAAAUCCCGAAUGAAAAAUGUAGAUAUGAGCAAAUUAGAAACUACUCUGAUCACUGAAUGCCCCCCGUUGCCAAGAAUAUCGGUUUCCCAAGAUCCCAAACUAUCAUACCUGCAAAAGCAGCUGAUUAAUGAGUUAAAGUUUAAAUUUGAGCGUAAGGAGCCUAGCCAGGCUCAAGAUUGUCCCACUGACCUGUCCCUUACAUCAGACAGCUUGUCUUCCAAGUCCUUAGUUUCCAAGGUGCUGUGUGCCCAGUUGGAGGACAGAGCAAUCAGCAUGGAGCAGGGGCAGCAGCCCUGGUUCCCUAUACAUGUCUCAGGGAUGUGCCAGGAUAAGAAUUUCCCACCAGCUGCAAAGAGAAGGAAACUUCAAGGACCCAAAGCAGGAGAAUAUGGAAGAGAGAAUUCAGGAUUAGGGACAUCCAAAGUCAGAUGGAAGAGCCACCCUACCCAGAGCAGGAUACCAGAGGAGAUGCUUUGGAAGAUGUCUUCCCUGUCCUUAGCACAGAAGGAACAGUCUCCUCCUGAAAGCUGCUUCAGAAAAUUGAUAAGGCAAUUUCUUCAGUGGCUCCAUUCCAAGUGCAAAAGCCUAAGGCUGGGCAGUUCCCUGCAAAAAGCCAAGUCCAUGCUGGCCUCUGUGAAGCGCCUACGCCCAGUUGAAAAUAAAGCUGUCUUGAUGAGCUGUGGGACUCCUGAAGCUCAGAAACUCAUGACAGCCAUUGGGAAUAUGCUAGAAGAGAAACUCAGAUGUAGCCAUGGACUUCAGGCCUCAGCAUUAAGUCAGCAGGAGGCAGAACUGCAGGAGCAGACAAAGUUGGAAGUGGGGCCUUCUUCCAGCUACAGAAUUCCCUUCUGUGAAGUGUCAGGUACUGACACUAGCAGCCAAGAGUCUGUGUCGGCUGGUUCCAGCCGUCCUACACGUGUUAGACGGAUCAGAGGCAGGGAAAGACACCCCCAGAAUGUUCUGGGAUUUGAGGACCAGCUCUUGUGUCAGAGCUAUCCCCCAUCCAUGGCUCUCAGGGAGCCUGAGUCCCCUUCAAGCCCCACCUGCAUGUCUCAAGAGUGCCAGGUGCCUCAGGCCGUCUUCCCCACUGCUGAAGCAUCUAGUUGGUGCUCUGAGACUUCCGGAGGCACAAAGGAUGAUGGGCGGGAUUUCCGUAGGGGAGGCCCCGCCCAGCGUGCUCUGGGGGGCGGCGCUACAGCGGCGCAUCCACGUCCAGGGGUUGGGACUGAGGGCGCUACUGUUUGGCUCCGUGGUGGCGUCAGUGGCAAAAGGCUUCCUUUCAGGCCUCUGGAUUAUGUCACCGCUUCUGGAAGACAAAAAUUGAGAUUUGUCUCCAAGACAGCGCUGGCAAAGGUUUUUGGAUGCCUGAGUUAUGUCUGUUCUGCCCCUCCUGAAGGCUUCUGCGGUCCCUUCACCUUGGGGCUCCACCCUCCACCCCCUCUACGGGGCCCAGACCUCAGACGGUGCUCAGAUCUGGCUUCGGAGCUGGGACUGCUGGAGAUGGGCCCCUCCUCUGCAGGCAUUCAAGGGGGCUCAAAUUCGACCUCAGCUGAGGGAGGGCUGCGCCACGUCACUAGUCUGCGCCAGCCCUCCAGGGAAGCCCUGGAUCACUGGGCCGUGAAGGGGCGCUCCUAG
Molecule: messenger RNA, 4155 nt
Organism: Choloepus didactylus (southern two-toed sloth)
Lineage: Eukaryota; Metazoa; Chordata; Mammalia; Pilosa; Megalonychidae
Product: spermatogenesis-associated protein 31D1-like
Exons: 3
Coding region: 1-4155 (1384 amino acids)
Source: RefSeq, a predicted model, not a curated record